GGAAGAGGGAGAAGGAAAAGAGGGAAAGGGAGAGGGAGAGCGUGUGUGCGCGCGCGCGCAGGCAUUCACAUAGCUCAGAUGAUCUCUGCAGAAGAAAUUGAAGAUGGUGGUUCUGGCUAGCCCCUCCUUUCUACCUGGGGAUUUAAAUAACUAGGCUUCAAGGCAAAUUUCCUUUUCCUUCUAAGAUUUCUGGAUUUAAAAACGCCAGUGGCAGCAGCAAUGGAUUUCUGAGCCCGGACUGCAGUCUUUUGGGCUUUUCCCCUUCUUCUCCGCCCCUGUAAAAAACCCAGUCAGGCUUUCGAGUGAUAUCUCCUAAGUCCAAUCACAGGCAGCUGCUUCUCCCUGGCCACCGCCCUACUCGCCCUGAGGUCCCCAAUAACUGCUCAGAAAGGUCGGGUUUAUGCAGUCUAGUAGCUAAGGAAGGAUCCCUUGAAGGCGAUCUCCAGGAGGGAGGGACGGGUGAGGUUUGGUAUGAAGAAUGCUCUAUACUAGGUGUCUGCGGCGGAAGUGAAGAACCUGUAGGCUACAUCCCAACUGUGCGGCAAAAGGACACCCAAGGUGCAGGUAUUUAGUAUAUCCUGACUAUAUAUGACUAACUUAAUGAAGCUCUUUUGGAGUUGAACCUAAGCACUGUUGCAUGCAAGAUGAAGAUGUGGCUUUUGAUUAGUUACCUAAUUACAAUGUGCUUCAUAUCCUGUCUAGCAGUUGCAGAAGAUGGCAAAGGAUUUGGACCAAUUUUUGAAGAGCAACCAAUUGAUACCAUUUAUCCAGAAGAAUCACCAGAUGGAAAAGUAUCAUUGAACUGCCGGGCACGAGCUAGCCCCUUUCCUGUUUACAAAUGGAGAAUGAAUAACUGGGAUAUUGAUCUGACAAAUGAGCGCUACAGCAUGGUAGGAGGUAACCUGGUAAUCAACAACCCUGACAAAUUGAGAGAUGCUGGAAAGUAUUUCUGCUUAGCUUCAAAUAUCUAUGGAAUGGUUAGAAGCACUGAAGCAACUUUAAGUUUUGGGUAUCUUGAUCCUUUUCCGCCAGAGGAACGAGUGGAGGUAAAAGUAAAAGAAGGGAUAGGUCUUGUUCUUCUGUGUGAUCCUCCUUACCACUUUCCAGAUGAUCUUAGCUAUCGUUGGCUUCUAAAUGAGUUUCCUGUAUUCAUCACAAUGGACAAACGACGAUAUGUGUCUCAGACCAAUGGAAAUCUCUAUAUAGCAAAUGUAGAAGAAUCUGAUAGAGGCAAUUAUUCAUGCUUCGUAUCAAGUCCUUCAAUCACAAAAAGUGUAUUUAGCAAAUUUAUCCCACUCAUCCCUCUUUCUGACCGCACAACAAAACUCUAUCCUGCUGAUAUCAAAGUCCAGUUCAAGGACACAUAUGCACUGAUGGGCCAUAAUGUAACAUUAGAGUGUUUUGCCCUUGGAAACCCUGUUCCUGAGAUCCGGUGGAGAAAAGUUCUGGAACCAAUGCCAAGUACAGCUGAGAUAAGUAUGUCUGGGGCAGUUCUUAAGAUUUUCAACAUUCAGCUUGAAGAUGAAGGCACUUAUGAAUGUGAAGCUGAGAACAUCAGAGGAAAAGAUAGACAUCAGGCAAGAAUUUAUGUUCAAGCAUUUCCUGAAUGGGUAGAACAUAUCAAUGACACUGAAGCGGAUAUAGGCAGUGAUCUAUACUGGCCUUGUGUGGCUACAGGCAAACCUAUCCCUACAAUCAGAUGGUUGAGAAAUGGAUAUGCGUACCAUAAAGGUGAGCUGAGACUGUAUGGAUUGACCUUUGAUAAUGCUGGAAUGUACCAAUGUAUAGCUGAAAAUGCACAUGGAGCUAUAUAUGCAAAUGCGGAGCUCAAGAUUCUGGCCAUGGCUCCCACCUUUGAAAUGAAUCCUAUGAAGAAGAAGACCUUAGCAGCUAAAGGAGGACGUGUUUUAAUUGAAUGCAAGCCUAAGGCUGCACCUAAACCAAAAUUUUCAUGGAGUAAAGGAACAGAAUGGCUUGUCAAUAGUACUCGAAUUCUCAUUUGGGAUGAUGGUAGCCUUGAAAUCAGAAACAUUACAAGGGCUGAUGAAGGCACUUACACAUGUUUUGCAGAAAAUAACAGAGGAAAAGCUAAUAAUACUGGAACUCUAUUAAUUACAGAUGCCACAAGGAUUACUUUGCCCCCAGCUAAUGCUGAUGUCACUGUGGGUGAGAAUGCUACCAUGCAGUGUGCUGCAUCCCAUGAUCCUGCAUUGGACCUCACAUUUAUUUGGUCUUUGAAUGGAUAUGUGAUUGAUUUUAACAAAGAAAAUAGUCAUUACAUGAGGAAUUUUAUGAUAGAUUCCAAUGGUGAUUUGCUUAUUAAAAAUGCCCAGCUGAAACAUGCUGGACGUUAUACUUGCACUGCUCAGACAAUUGUGGAUAAUUCCUCUGCAUCAGCAGACCUUGUUGUUCGAGGCCCACCAGGUCCACCAGGGGGUGUGAGAAUAGAAGACAUUAGAGAUACUUCUGUUGCACUCACAUGGAGCCGUGGCUCAGAUAAUCAUAGUCCAAUAUCUAAAUAUUCUAUUCAGACCAAAACUAUUCUUUCUGAUGACUGGAAAGAUUCUAAAACAGAUCCACCAAAUAUUGAAGGGAAUAUGGAAUCAGCAAGGGCAGUAGACCUAAUCCCAUGGAUGGAGUAUGAAUUCCGGGUAAUAGCAACCAAUAUUUUGGGAACAGGAGAGCCCAGUUUACCAUCAAACAGAAUCAAAACAGAGGGUGCUGCACCUAAUGUGGCUCCUUCAGAUGUAGGAGGAGGAGGGGGAAGCAACCGUGAAUUGACAAUAACAUGGGUGCCUUUGUCACGGGAAUAUCACUAUGGCAAUAAUUUUGGGUACAUAGUGGCCUUCAAGCCAUUUGGUGGAAAAGAGUGGAAAAAAGUAACAGUUACUAAUCCAGACAUUGGUCGGUAUGUUCAUAAAGAUGAAACAAUGUCUCCUUCCACUGAGUUUCAAGUAAAAGUGAAAGCCUUUAACAACAAAGGAGAUGGACCAUUCAGUCUUACAGCAGUCAUUUAUUCUGCACAAGAUGCACCUAGUGAAGCUCCUACAGAUAUAAGCAUAAAAGUCCUAUCUUCUUCUGAAAUCUCUGUUUCUUGGAAACAUGUUUUAGAAAAAACAGUGGAAGGCUAUCAGAUUCGUUACUGGGCUGCACAGGAUAAGGAAGCGGCUGCACAGAGAGUUCAAGUCAGCAGUCAGGAUUAUUCUGCCAAACUGGAAAACUUGCUGCCUGAUAUGCAGUAUUCUGUGGAGGUUAGGGCCUAUAACAGUGCAGGAUAUGGGCCCCCCAGUGAUGUGGUUGAUGUCUAUACAAAGAAAGCACCCCCAAGUCAGCCUCCAAGGAUUAUUAGUUCAGUAAGGUCUGGUUCAAGAUAUAUUAUCACCUGGGAUCAUGUCAGAGCAAUGUCAAAUGAAUCUACAGUAACAGGAUAUAAAGUGCUCUACAGACCUGAUGGUGAACAUGAGGGCAAGUUAUAUUCAACUCAUAAGCAUUCAAUAGAGGUCCCAAUCCCAAGAGAUGGAGAGUAUAUUGUGGAGGUUCGAGCACACAGUGAUGGAGGAGAUGGAGUGGUAUCACAAAUUAAAAUUUCAGGUGCAUCUGAAGUUUCGCCUAGUUUCUUUGGCUUAUUGCUGCCUGCCUUUGGCAUCCUAGCUUUUUGGGAAUUCUGAUUGUAGCUGGAUAUCUGCUAUCAAUGCAUAGCUGUGAAUGCUCCUCAAAUCUUUAAGGACUACCUACCACUCUUUCUGAUUCCUGUGGCACUAUCUUAAUCCAAAUCUGUUAUACUUUAAAAAAAUUACUCUGCUGUGUUACAGUAAAUUCAAGGACUGAGACACUUAGGAACCCCUUCAUCUAAUGAAUACUCUUUGGGAUGUAUACAAAAUGAUUUUUUAACCUGUUACAAUAUGCCUUAUAAAACUCUUAAACUGAUCUGUGACAGUUGCAUGAUUUGGUCAAUAGAGUAAAUUAAUUGUUAACAUCCACUAAUAUAGAUUGUACAGUAAGAAUAAAAUCACCAUCCAAAGGUGCUUUAAUGACAAGUUGUAACAUAUGCUAGAGACUGAAACAUAGAUUUAUGUAAUAAUUGUAAGAAUAACUUGGUCUGUUUGUACUCUUCUAUGUUUUGUGUACUAUGUAUUUUAGAAUGGCCCCUAUCUUCAUGGUCUUUAUUUUUAGAGAUACAGUCAAAGCAAAAACAUUCAGUUCAUCUUGCAGAACUUUCUCAACUCUAUAAACACAUGUUUAAGUAUUUGAAACAUUUUGAAAGCUGUCCAGUUAUGAAGGUUUUUCAAUGAAAAAAAUGCCAACAAGUUUGUUUUAAAUGUUUAAAUUCCCAGAAUUAAAAAUUCUUAAACUUUGUAUAUACAUUUGAAUUGUCUAAUACCUUUGAAUUUUUAAAAAAAGAGUGAUUUUCUAAAUUACAGAUAAUUUAGAUUUUUUGUCAUACUGGUGAUAAAUUAUAUUUCCAAGUUACUUUUUUUUUGAAAUCUUAAUUUUAGGCCUCAAAAAUUCUGUUUUAAGUUAAAAUUUUUUGUUAGCCUUUUCAUUUUCAUGUGAUAUUCUGAUUCUUACUAAAUACUUUUAUUUUUUUUCUAAAAUGUGAACAAAGACUGAGAAUGAAUAAUUGUUAUUAAUCAGAAAUACAAAAAUGAGUCAGGUUACAAUGAUUUAAUAAUAUCAUGUCUUCUUUUUCUUCUUCAUUCCUGGGUAUAACCUUCCUUUAGUCAAGGUAUAAAACCAGUCAAUUAACCUUGGGUGUGAAAGCUUUUAGUAUUUUUUAAAAUGAUUUCUAACAGAAUUUCUCAUUUUGAUGGAAUGCUGCAGGAGAAGGGGAGGGCUAAGGGGAUCAAAAGAGCACAGCAAAAUAUUUUUGGUUUUGUUUCUUAAAAAUAAAUGAACUUGGAUAUCUAACAGAAGCCAAUAAUGUUUAUGUUUUGACUGUGUCUGUCAAGAGCUUUUGUUAAAGAGUUUUUGUAGAAUGUAAAAAUCAAAAAAGAGCAUUCUUUUAUUUACCUUGGUAGGCUCAAAAUAUUGAAUAUGAUAUUAAUCAAAUUUCUCAAGUAAUCCUGCUUCAAGAACAAUAAACUGAAUCAUAUCUUAUUAGCAUAUCCUUGCUAACUAAUUAAACAUAGAAUUUAUCUUUUUAGGUUAUAGUAGAAAGUCAUUAAAAUAUUUAUAAGAAAUGAGAUUAGAACUAUUACUACUUUACACCUCUUUCUUUAAAUUAUAUAAUUUUUGUACUAUAUAUUUAAUUGUAAAUGUUAGAAUCUUCAUUAUAAAAAUAGUAAUAUUGCAUUCAUUUGCUUCUAAGUAUUUGUUAUUAGAGAUUUUUUAAAAAAAUAAGUGAAAUGGAUAAUUUCUCACAGAAUCAGCAAUUCAUUACUAAAUUUCACAAAACAUAAAAUUGGUUGGGAGAGAAAAACAUCUUCAUAUCUAAGAAAAAUUAAUACUCUAAUUCUUUUGCACAAGUUUAAUUUUUAAAAAAAUUUCUGUUUUUUUUUUUCAAUGCUUUUGGACAAUUUGGUAUAAGCAAUAACACAUUAUUGCUUAAUAUAUGUUAGCGUUUACCCCACCCUGAUAAUAUGAUGGUAAGAAGCAAAACUAAUUUUUUUUGCAUGAUUGUAAAAGGUAAAAAGGGUGAAAAAGAAUUUAGGGAUUUAAAAAAAAAUUCAUAGUUCAUAAUAACUCACAUAAUGAUCAUGUAACUUUGCUUUUUUAUUGUUUCACAAAAUUAUACCAAUUUAAUUUGUGUCUUAUGUUUAAAACAUUGCUAAUCAAACUAAUGUUUUAGUUGUUUUACAAAAAAAUUCUUAAUUAAAUUUUAUAUAUAGACAUAUUUAUUCUUUCUUUAUAUUUCAAGAAAGAUGAUAUUCAUAGUUUUAUUUGAUAGCUAUGAUGCUUGAAUUUUUGUUUUUAGUUUUUUAAUCAUUUUUUCAAUGGAGUAGAUUGACUGUGCUUUGUCCUUUCUAUGAAUGAAAAAUAAAUUAUAAUGAAAUAAAUGUAACAUUGUUAUCCAAGAUGUAA
This is a messenger RNA of Antechinus flavipes (yellow-footed antechinus), 6021 nucleotides long. RefSeq names its product contactin 1 (gene CNTN1). The coding region runs from base 645 to 3668 and encodes 1007 amino acids. The record is from RefSeq and is a predicted model, not a curated record. NCBI's taxonomy places the organism in Eukaryota, Metazoa, Chordata, Mammalia, Dasyuromorphia, Dasyuridae. Gene Ontology annotation, molecular function: cell-cell adhesion mediator activity. The transcript has 23 exons. Gene Ontology annotation, biological process: cell-cell adhesion; brain development.